AUUGUUGUGUUAGCUGUCGAUUCAUUUGUUUAUUUCGUUUCUCUGUCUCCCUCUCUUUCUCUCUCUUCUUGUUAGGGUCUCCUGCCCUGAAUACCAAGUAAGAGAAAAAGAUUCGAAUUUUAUUUCAUUUAUUUCAAAAUUUUGGUCUCUGCCGGCAUUGAUUUUUCCGAUUUCACAGAGGAACGUCUGCUCACUACUUCUUCUUCCGCCGGCGUUUCAACCGGCGGUAGACGUGUCGGUCCGGCGAUCUCUUCUUGCCGACGAUUAAGAUUUGAAGAUAUUUGGGUUUGAUUUCUUUUUUCCAGAAAGCCAUCGAUUAUUCGAGGGGGAGUGUUUUCUCUCUCUAACUUUUCUCUCCCUACACGCGUGGGUCUAACUGGCUGUCACAAUUGGGUCUAAGUUGGCUUUUUCUGGGAUGGGUUUUGUGUAUUCGACUAAAAAUCGCAGAGAGAAGAAAAUUUUGAUCUGAGUCUCUGGAAUUGAAAUCGAAACACUUUUGAUUCAAAACCUUCCGUACAUCUCCCGAAAUCAAACAGCAAGAUGAUGCGAAUGAAGACUAGAACGACGGGGCUGUCACCGGUGAAUGACAGCUCACGAGACGGUGUCGGUGGCGGAAGAGGCGGCGAGGGUGAAUGGGAGCUGAGACCCGGAGGAAUGCUGGUUCAGAAGCGGAACCCGGAUUCAGAUCAAAACCGCGUUCCCCCACCCACCAUUCGAGUUCGGGUCAAGUAUGGGUCCAUAUACCACGAAAUCAAUAUCAGCUCUCAAGCCACAUUUGGGGAUUUGAAAAAAAUGUUAUCCGGGCCAACGGGUUUGCACCACCAAGAUCAGAAAUUGCUGUUCAAAGACAAGGAGAGAGACUCCAAUGCUUUUCUUGACUUUGUGGGUGUGAAGGACCGAUCCAAGCUCGUGCUGCUUGAGGACGCACUUAGCCAAGAGAAAAGGUACCUGGAGAUGCGAAGGAAUGCUAAAUUGGAGAAGGCUUCAAAGUCCAUCUCCGAGAUCAGUUUGGAGGUGGAUAGGCUCGCGGGUCAGGUGUCGGCUCUUGAAUCCGUAAUUUCGAGAGGUGGGAAAGUUGCAGAGAAGGAUGUAUUGAGUCUGAUUGAGCUGUUAAUGAAUCAAUUGAUAAAGUUGGAUGGGAUUUUUGUGGAUGGAGAUGUGAAGUUGCAGAGAAAAAUGCAGGUGAAAAGAGUGCAGAAGUAUGUCGAAACUCUUGAUGUGUUAAAGAUGAAAAACUCAAUGCCAAGCAGCAAUGGAAGUCAAAAACCACAGCAGCCACCACCAUUUCAGCAGCAUCAAAAACCGAGGCACUCAAAUGGUUUAGUACAUUCACCAGUUCAACAGCUGCAUUCAAGGCAUUCUUCCGGUGGUGGGUAUUCGGCUAUGCAAACACCGCAGCAGCAGCAGCAGCAGCAACACUCCUCAAGGCGUUCAACGUCGUCAGGGGACGUUGUCAUAACCACGAAAUGGGAAACGUUCGAUGCCAUUCCAGCUUCUUCCACUUCGACCACCAAUGAACCGGCACGUCCCAAAUUCAAUUGGGAUUUGCUGCUUUAAGUAGAGGUAAAAAGACCAAGUAUAUGUUGUGAUGUGUGGAUGUGUGGUUUGGACUUGUGUCGAGUUGGUUCAGUGUCUAUUCUCCAUUCUUUUCUGUAUUUAGAUUUUGUUAGCACCCCUUUCACCUUGUCAUUCAUCAGUUCAAACAAAUAAUGGGGUCACUACGAUAGCAAUUACUUAAUAUUACUUUGUAAUUUUCAUUUUUCUCACUGCAUUGUAUGUGGUAUUGAUAGUGAUGAUGAUUCCUUA
Messenger RNA from Cornus florida, 1806 nucleotides. Its product is annotated as BAG family molecular chaperone regulator 1-like. Bases 541 to 1557 code for a protein of 338 amino acids. NCBI's taxonomy places the organism in Eukaryota, Viridiplantae, Streptophyta, Magnoliopsida, Cornales, Cornaceae. Gene Ontology annotation, cellular component: cytoplasm. The transcript has 5 exons. Gene Ontology annotation, molecular function: adenyl-nucleotide exchange factor activity; protein-folding chaperone binding. The record is from RefSeq and is a predicted model, not a curated record. Gene Ontology annotation, biological process: protein stabilization.